Messenger RNA from Saccharomycopsis crataegensis, 1491 nucleotides. RefSeq lists its product as uncharacterized. Gene Ontology annotation, cellular component: endoplasmic reticulum. Bases 1 to 1491 code for a protein of 496 amino acids. Gene Ontology annotation, molecular function: hydrolase activity. Lineage: Eukaryota; Fungi; Ascomycota; Saccharomycetes; Ascoideales; Saccharomycopsidaceae. The transcript is spliced from 2 exons. The record is from RefSeq and is a predicted model, not a curated record. Gene Ontology annotation, biological process: GPI anchor biosynthetic process.
AUGCUAUUCAAAUAUGUGCUACGCUACAAACUUCUUUUAAGUUUGUCACUACUAUGGAUAGUAGUGUACUGGUACCAUGAAAAGCAUAUUCCCAAAUCACUAGCAAAACAGUGCCAGUGGUCAAAUUGGAACAAACAUCUUGAAUUGAAGAACCAUCACAAUGUGCUAUUAGUAGCUGAUCCACAAUUUGUAGAUAACCAUACUUAUCCCUCAUAUAACCCUUUCUUUUUGACAAUUACGAAGCACACCAGUGAUAAAUAUCUCAAGAGAAGCUUCAAGUAUUUAUCUAAAGUUCUAAAACCAGAUUCCAUUAUUUUUUUAGGCGAUUACCAUGAUAAUGGCCGCUCAUCAUCGGAUGUUUACUAUGAACGAGAAAUGGAUAGAUUCCACAGGACCUUCAAAGACUACAAUAAUAUUGGAUCAAAGAAUUUUAUCGCAACUGUUCCAGGAAACCAUGACAUUGGUUGGAAGAAUGGGAUUAAAGAGCAUUCUUUAGAAAGAUUCGAACAAUCUUUUGGAGACCCGAUACCCUAUGAAAUUUUCAACACGUUGUUUAUGCCAUUGAAUACUUUGGCAUUAUCAAAUACUGAGAACCCGAGAAUAUAUGAAAAACCUCAUAAGCUAUUGGAUAAAAUAGGCAAUUUGCAGAAGGAUAAGCCGCGGAUAUUGUUGACACACGUUCCAUUAAUGAGACCUAAAGCAGCAUCGUGUGGGCCGUUACGUGAAGCAGAUAGUUUCCCAUUUUUUGCUGGGUAUCAGUAUCAGACAGUACUCGAUGAAGAUGUAUCCCAAGAAAUUUUGACGAAAACCAGGCCAGAUUUUGUAUUUUCGGGUGAUGAUCAUGACUAUUGUUAUGUUGAGCAUCCGUACGAAUAUAAUGGCAACGAAUACAUUGUCCCUGAGAUUACUGUCAAGUCCAUAUCGAUGACCAUGGGGAUUCAAAAGCCCGCCGUCCAGUUAUUGACGAUAGUUGAUGAAAACACAGAGGGAGAAGAAUUUGAUAAAUCCAAAAUUAGUUUCACGACGGAAAUCUGCUAUUCAUCAACACCAUACAGCGAUAUCAUCGCGUACGCCAUUCUGGCAGUACUUUCAGGGAUCAUCAUUAUCAUUUAUGAUUAUAGAAGUCUUUUUGUCCCGAUGAGAAGUACUGGUUAUUCCAAGAUGAAUAGAUAUCAUGGAAGUGGAUCAAAGGACUUCAUAGCCAAAUUGUUCAAGAGUUUCAAAACUCAUAAAAAUGAAUCGCCUUACUCAGCAGUAUCUUCCAAUGGCAUGGAAUCAUUUAGUAUUGAUAUUGAAGAUGAUAGAGAUGAUUAUCUGUCGUCUUUAAGCAGCUAUAGAAAACGGGCAAGGUCCAGGGCAAAUACAACCUAUUAUAAAAGUAAGGGUAGUUUCAAAUCCUCGUGCAUAAAAGUGCUCACUGCAAUCUUGACUGAUUUUAUUGUAGUGGGACUCAUUGCUAUAUUUCUUUACUUUUUUAUUAUUCAAAUUUAA